Triticum dicoccoides is the source of this 788-nucleotide messenger RNA. RefSeq lists its product as uncharacterized. Bases 150 to 623 code for a protein of 157 amino acids. The transcript has a single exon. The record is from RefSeq and is a predicted model, not a curated record. NCBI's taxonomy places the organism in Eukaryota, Viridiplantae, Streptophyta, Magnoliopsida, Poales, Poaceae.
AAAAGGAGAGCCGGCGGAGGCGAGCACGCGCACCGUGACUCGGCCGGAAUAGAAAACUCCACUCCCGAUCCCACCCCGCGGAUUCCCCGAGCCUCACUCCGCUCCGCCUCCCUUGCCCAAUUCCGCCGCUGUCUGCUCUCCAAGCCCGAAUGGCGGCGGAGGCCCGGGCCGAGGGCUCCGGGCCGCCCGCGCCCCCUCCGCUGCCCGUCCCCGAGAAGCGCCCGGCCCCGGCGGACGGCCGGGAGGAGGAGCGGCCCGGGACGAAGCGGCGCCGCGCGAGCGUCGCGGCGCUCGACGGCGUGCCCUGCGCCGCGGCCAAGGGUGGGGAUGGCGAGGCGGACGGGAACCGUGACGGCGGCUCGUCCUUCUCCUUCCAGCACGCGCGCGGCGGUUUCGUGGCGCUGGAGACGACGCCCAAGUUCGGGUCGUUCAACCCGCCGGUGGCCGCCGAGCAGGAGGCCCUCGACCCGGAAGAUUCCCCGGUUGCGAAGGAGGAGGAGGAUACGGCCACGGCCUCGGACACCGGAGCUGAGGACGGCAAAGACGGGAGCUCACAGUCAGUGGCGGCGGUGGGCGAUCAGGGCCGUCGCCAUCCGGGAAGGCAAACUGAAUCGGAACGAUGACUCCCUGGAUUUGAUUCCGUUUCUUGUCCGCGACCCAGCUUAGAUUUCAAGGGCGUCAAUGUCGUUCUCUUCCUUCCUAGUAGAUCAUGUGAUAGUUUCAGUUGAAGGGAAUGUAUGUCAAAGCUUUGUUUUCUUAUGGAAUGGAAGAUUGGAAUUGGAAGUCAA